GCGCCGGAUGUUUGUAUCUGAUUGGCAGAGCCCUUCUCCAGCCUUCUCCGCAAUGCCGGCCGCCUUCAUGGUUCCUUUCUCGACCUGACAUUCACCAUGUCUCCACCCACGGACAUACAGGACGACGUCGAAUACGAGGAGAAUGAUCCAUUUAAUCGUGACGCUGACGAUAUUAAUGCGCCUUUGCGUCCUGAACCAACUCGUUCCAUCUAUGCUCUAACACGCCAAGAAAUAACAAAAGGACUCGCCAACCGAUUUGUUCACUCACGGACAUAUAUCAUUCUGUAUCUUGGAAUGGCUGCGUUGUCAACGGGUUGUCCCGGUCUCCCCUUCUAUAUUCUUGAAAUUAUCAUCAAUGUGGCGAUGAUACUUGAAGUUGGUGUACGUUUCGUUGCAUUUGGACGUCAAUUCUGGAAAUCACCGUUCAAUGUUGUAGACCUCAUUCUCACCGUCUUCUGUGCUCUUACCUUGCUAGUACUUGCAUUUGCCUCAUCGUGUGGGUCCACUAGCAAAGAGGAGGAACUCCUGGACACGCUGCUGCUCGUUGCUCGAAAUGUCCUUCAAUUCAGUCGUCUCGCUGCGGUCAUGAGACAAUCGGGGCAGUCUAUAUUCUCGCGGCCGAAGCCCAUCGACAUCAAUGCUGCACGGCGAUACAACCUUGAUAUUGAUAUUGACAGUGAUGAGGAAGAAGACGCUGAACUUGGUCAGCCACUAGUGCGAAACCCCGUACUGUUCGAUGCGAGUUCAGGGCAACGACCGCAAGGUAGAAAUUCUACUAUGUCCGCCAUGCCUCGAGCUGCGGAAGCUGCGCGAGAUAGAGAUACUGAAGAUGUAUGGGCGGAGCUGGGAUAGAGCCCAGUAAGGGUGCCUUUGGAGCUUCCUCGCGGGAUUUGCCAAGUUAGUGCGCAUUCAACCUCAGCGAUCAUGCCGCUCAGGUGGAUCCAGGGCUCGGAUUAUUAUAUUUUCCCGGGAAUUGAUGGUGAUACUCCCACAGCCCGGCCUGGUGUAGUAUAGGAUUGUAUUAUUUGGGUAUGAUGGACGUCGUGAGAAGAGGAUAGACGAGUCAAUUUGACGACAAUCGAUAGACGGAAUCUUCUCAAUAUAUAUGUUUUCUGCUUCCGAGGGGAGCUUAGGGACCGCCGGACAGAAUCGCAUGAUUCGCCUGAUGGGACGUAAAAUUACCUUUUUCAGAU
This is a messenger RNA of Desarmillaria tabescens, 1193 nucleotides long. RefSeq lists its product as uncharacterized. Gene Ontology annotation, biological process: transmembrane transport; monoatomic ion transport. The record is from RefSeq and is a predicted model, not a curated record. Gene Ontology annotation, molecular function: monoatomic ion channel activity. Gene Ontology annotation, cellular component: membrane. The coding region runs from base 97 to 852 and encodes 251 amino acids. NCBI's taxonomy places the organism in Eukaryota, Fungi, Basidiomycota, Agaricomycetes, Agaricales, Physalacriaceae. The transcript has 6 exons.